AUGAGGGGGCGGGGCCGCGGGCGGGAAGCGGAAGGCGCGUGCGUGCACCGUCGUAGCCACAGCCCGGCGGGGGGGCCGGGGGCGGCGGCGGGUCCUGCCGGAGCGAGCGGAGCCGCGGCGCUGCGGCGGGGCCUGCGGGGUCCGCGAUGAACAAGCUGCGGCAGAGCCUGCGCCGCAAGAAGCCGGCGUACGUGCCGGAGGCCAGCCGGCCCCACCAAUGGCAGGCGGACGAGGAGGCCGUGCGGCGCGGCAAGUGCAGCUUCCCCGUGCGGUACCUGGGCCACGCGGAGGUGGACGAGUCGCGGGGGAUGCACGUGUGUGAGGAGGCCGUGAAGAAGCUCAAAGCGAGCGGCCGCAAGGCCGUCAAGUCGGUGCUGUGGGUGUCGGCGGACGGGCUCCGCGUCGUGGACGACAAGACCAAGGACCUGCUCGUCGACCAGACCAUCGAGAAGGUCUCGUUCUGCGCCCCCGACCGCAACUUCGACAAGGCCUUCUCCUACAUCUGCCGGGACGGCACCACGCGCCGCUGGAUCUGCCACUGCUUCCUGGCCCUCAAGGACUCCGGCGAGCGGCUGAGCCACGCCGUGGGCUGCGCCUUCGCCGCCUGCCUGGAGCGCAAGCAGCGGCGCGAGAAGGAGUGCGGCGUCACGGCCUCCUUCGACACCUCCCGCACCAGCUUCGCCCGCGAGGGCUCCUUCCGGGCGCCGGGCGCCGCGCAGCCGGCCCAGCGCCAGGGCGUCAUGCGGCAGCUGCAGGACAAGAAGCGAGCCGAGGCGGCCCCCCCCGCCGCGGCCCCGGCCCCGGCCCCGGCGGAGCCCCCCGGGCCGGCGCAGCCCCGCAGCGCCUCGCCGCCGCCGGCCGCCACCUCGCCGGCGGAGGGGGCGGCGGGGGGGGGCCCGCAGCACGCCAUCCCCCGGCGCCACGCGCCCCUGGAGCAGCUGGUGCGCCAGGGCUCCUUCCGCGGCUUCCCGGCGCUCAGCCAGAAGAACUCGCCCUUCAAGCGGCAGCUCUCGCUGCGCCUCGACGAGCUGCCCUCCACCCUGCAGCGCAAGGACAGCUUCCAGGCCCGCGGCGCCGUGCUGGAGCUGGAGUCGAGCCCCCCCGGCGACAGCGACGGCAUCAACGACCUCUGCAGCCAGAUCGACGCCUCCUUCGCCUGCCCCCCCGGGGACCCCUUCGGCCUCGCGGCCCCCAACGGCGCCGCCACCCCCCCCGCGGAGGGGGGCCUCGCAGGCCCCGCGUCCUGGGCCGAGGGGGCGGCCGCGGGGGCCCCCCCCUUCCAGCCGGGCCACCGCCGCACCCCCUCGGAGGCCGAGCGGUGGCUCGAGGAGGUCUCCAAGACGGCCAAGGCGCAGCAGCAGCAGCAGCAGCAGCAGCAGCAGCAGCCGGGGGGGACCGGGCCCCCCGGCGGCCCCCCCUACGCCCCCCCCGGCCUCUUCCUCCCGGCCUUCGUGCCCGUGGGCGCCUACCCGCCGGCGCUGCCCUUCGGGGCGCCCGCCGUGCCCGUGGUGGGCAUCACCCCCUCGCAGAUGGUGGCCAACGCCUUCUGCGCCGCCGCCCCCCCGCCCGCCGCCGAGCUGGCCGCCAAGGCCAGCCCCUUCGCCCCCGCGCCCCCCCCGGCCCGCCCCCCGGCCCCCCCGGACCCCUUCGAGGUGCAGUGGGCGGCCCUGGGCUCCAAGCCCCCCCCGCCGGCCCCCAACCCCUUCGCCGGCGACCCGCAGAAAACCUUCGAGAUCGAGCUGUGAGCGACCCCCCCCCCUCGCCGCUGCUGCGGGUGGGGGGCCGGGGGGGCUCUGGGGCUCCCUGCUGACAGCCUGGGGGGUCCUGGAGCCCCCCCUCCCUGAGGCUGGGGGUCUCUGGGGUCCCCCAGCAAGGCUGGGGGGGGUCCUAGUGCCCCCCAGUAAGGACAAGGGGGGUCCCCAGUGCCCCACCUCAAGGCUGGGGGUCCCUGGUGCCCCCCAGUAAGGCUGGGGGCAUCCCUAGUGCCCCCCAGUAAGGCUGGGAGGGUCCCCAGUGCCCCUGUCCCAAGGCUGGGGGUCCCUGGUGCCCCCCAGCAGGGACUGGGGCACCCCCAGUGCCCCCCAGUAAGGACCAAGGGGGUCCCCAGUACCCCCACCCCAAGGGCGGGGGUCCCUGGUGCCCCCCAGCAGGGCCCAGGGUGGGCUGCUGGGUUCACAGGAGGAUGGGGGAGGCAGGACCAGGCUGGGGGGGGGUCUGGGCCCCCCCCAGCCCCCCUGCGGCUGCUCUCAGCCCCGGGGGGGUCUGAGCCCUCCCGGCAGCGCUGGGGGGCCAGGACCCCCCUGGCCCUGCGGGGGGACCAGGGACCAAGGAGGGCCCGGGGGGGGGUCCCCUCCCGGCGGGGGGCACUGGCCUCUCCAGAUCCUCUUGCGUUUUUUUUUUUUUAACUUAAGCAGAUUUUUGUAUUUUUCUCUAAUUUAAUAUAAUAUAUAUAUAAAUAUAUUCCCCUUUUAGUUCGGGGGGGCACCGCAGCCGGUGGGGGGUGACCCCCGCUCUCCGCCCCCCGCCUCCGUCAGUGCCAGCGGUGCUGCUCUUACUGCCAAUGUGUGCCCCAAAUGGGCAUUGCCCCCCCCAAGGGGGGCGAAGGGGCUGGUGCCCCCCCCGCACGCGGGCCUGGGGGGAGCCGGGGGGCAGCGGGGCCCCUGUGCGAGGAGCACAACCCCCCCAGGGCCCCGGCGCGGGGGGCGAGGCGGGUGCAGGCCCUCGUGCAAGGCCUGGGAGGGCCCUCGUGCAAGGUGUGCGCGGGACCCUCGUGCAAGCUGUUCGCACGGCCCUUGUGCAAUGCACGUGGGGCCCUCGUGCAGCAUGUGCGGGGCCCUGGUGCGAGGUGUGCAAAGGCCCUCGUGCAAUGCAUGUGGGGCUGUUGUGCAAGGUGCGCAAAGGCCCUCGUGCAACGUGCGGGGGCCCCGGUGCGAGGUGUGCAAAGGCCCCAGUGCAACGUGCACGGGGCCCCGGUGCGGGCGUGCGGGCGCGGGGCGGGUGUGCACCGGGCCCCCCCGCGCCCCGCCGAUCCCUCGGCUGCGACGGCACCGCGGCGGGGGGGGCCGCGGCCUUUUCUACCUUCCUUUCCACGGUUUUGUACCUGCGAACGGCGCUGACGCGAAUAAAGGCUCCUCCGCUUCGUA
This is a messenger RNA of Dromaius novaehollandiae (emu), 3143 nucleotides long. It is a transcript of the gene NUMBL, whose product is annotated as NUMB like endocytic adaptor protein. Gene Ontology annotation, biological process: positive regulation of neurogenesis. The record is from RefSeq and is a predicted model, not a curated record. The coding region runs from base 147 to 1745 and encodes 532 amino acids. The transcript is spliced from 9 exons. NCBI's taxonomy places the organism in Eukaryota, Metazoa, Chordata, Aves, Casuariiformes, Dromaiidae. Gene Ontology annotation, cellular component: cytoplasm.